CGGAGGUGGCCCGACUACACAGCCAAGUGCGCGCACAUUACCUGCCCCCUGUCUCAAUCAGCUCCACCGUGGAUACCUCUUUGUAAAUUGAGUUCGGCAGUUAAGUGAUAAAUGAAUCUCAAAGACUAAAGCGAAAAUGCGACGAAGGCAGUUGUACAAGUUUGCGGUGUGCGCGUGCGUGCUCGUCUACAUCUACUACGUGUUCGGCGUGCGGGACUACAUCUACGCGCGCAACUUCGACCAGGAGUUCGACUACCCGCUGGCCGGCGACAUCCGGCCCGCGGUGGAGGCCGUGCUGGCGGGCCGCAAGCCGCCGCUCGCGCCCAUCAACUACUACCCGCACCGCUUCCUCACCAACUCCGGCAAGUGCACCACGCUCGAGCGCCUCGACCUCUUCAUCGUCGUCAAGUCCGCCAUGCCCCACCUCGAGCGCCGCGACGCCAUCCGCCGCACGUACGGUCAGGAGAACUUCAUCCCCGGCACCCUAGUAAGGACGCUCUUCUUCCUCGGCGUCGACGCGCCGCCCAAGUCCGACACGCAGCGGCGCAUCGAGGAGGAGAUGGCGCAGCACAGGGACAUCAUCCAGAUCGACUUCCUCGACGAUUACUACAACAACACCAUCAAGACGAUGAUGUCCUUCCGGUGGCUGUACGAGCACUGCGCCGUCGCCGACUUCUACCUGUUCACGGACGACGACAUGUACAUCUCCGUCGGGAACCUGCUCGAGUACGUGCACGAGCGCAGGGGGUCGCGGUCGCGGCCCAGGAACGUGACGCAGAGCGCGCCGGGCGGCGGGAGCGAGCAGGACGGCGCGCUGCUGGCGGGCUACGUGUUCCAGUCGGCGCCGCAGCGGUUCCGGUCGAGCAAGUGGCGCGUGUCGCUGGAGGAGUACCCGUGGAACCGGUGGCCGCCAUACGUGACGGCGGGCGCGUACGUGGUGUGCAACCGCGCCAUGCGGCUGCUGUACGCCGGCAGCCUCUUCGUGAAGCACUUCCGCUUCGACGACGUGUACCUCGGCAUCGUGGCCAAGAAGGUGGGCGUGGUGCCGGCGCACUGCCCGCGUUUCCACUUCUACAAGAAGACGUACAGCCGCGAGGGCUACCGGCGCGUCAUCGCCUCGCACGGGUACGCGGACCCGCGCGACCUCCUCACCGUCUGGACCGAGCAGAACAGCCUCCUGUGAACAUGUGUCUGGUGCAAGUGUAUGUGACUCGAUAGUGAAUGGACUUGACUACUCAUUUUAUAUGUAUUCAGUGAAUCAAUUGUCUAUGUGUAUCACUUGUAUGCUCUCUGCUGUUAGGACUUGGAUGAUUUAGUAUAUAAUUAGCUUGAAGAAAAAUAGGCAAUUGUUAUUUAUUAAACAUUUUCACUCUCAUCAUAUAUGUAGUAAAAGACAUCACAACAAUUUCAUCUUUUUUAAAGUUUUUAACCAACUAUUAUUAGUAAAAGUCAGUAUAAAAAGUACUUUGUAGACUUAAUAAUGGUGUAUAUCUAUAUAUUAAAACUAUUUUAUUAUUGUGUGGUCAUUUUUUCUAUAUUUUUUUUAAAUCUCUAAGUUUUGCAUGACAAAAUCUAUAAUUAAAUGUAAUAAACAUAUAUUUAUGUUUUGAAAUGCUCAAACAAUUAACGGAGAACUCAAAGAUACUGAUUAUAAGUAAAACAUAUUUAGUAUAUGGUCUUAUAUAUAUAGAAACCAUGUUAGUUUCAUUUUUACUUUAUUCAUAAUAAUCAUAUGUACUCACUAAAUAGUAAAAGACAACAGAUGAAAUAGUUAACUCAUUGGAAAGUAUUUAUUUUGUGUGGAUUAUCUGAAUGGGUAGGAAAUAAAUGUCCCCAACUGUAAUGAUGGUUGGUCAAGAAAAUAAGUUUGAGAUUAUUCUUAACUUCUGUCUAUUAACAUAAAUAUAGUGACAAUUACUCUUAAGUAUAAUGUCAAUCUUUUUUAUGGUUGGUUUCUGAGACCAAAAUCUUUGUCCAUAUCGGAAUCCCUGUCAUUAUCUUUGAUAAAAUAGAUAGCGAUAUGUUUUCAAUGGAGAUUUUUAUCUAAGAAACAAACAUUUAGUAUGUAAAUAAUUUAUUAAAAAAAAUUUAGAACAGAAGUGGUUAUCAAGAUCUUGCAAAUAAUAUGACAUAAUGUUUAAUAUUUGUCAUUUUUCAAACAAACUGUUUUUGUUUUUUUAAACUAUAGCAAACAUGCAAAGAAUUAACGUCAUAAAGUUAAACUUUUGUUAUAAGUUAGUGCCCUUCAUAAAGCAAACCAAUAUAAUUAAUAAGUAUCAAAGAUUGUUGAGCAAGAUUGUGUGUUUAACCAUAAUGUAGUUAAUUUAAUAAAAUAUUUCAAAAUGAUUUUAAUUUUUUUUUUAUUUGGCUAUACUUAAAGAUUGGAUUCAAUUAUUGUUUAUGGAUGAUACUGAAAUUGGGCCAAAAAAGUAUUCAUAAAGUCAAACCUGGAUAAGCGAGAAAAAAAACAUAGUUUCUUGGUUCCCGCUUCACAGAGUUUGACUGCAAAUUAAUAAAAAAACGAUUCGAUUUAAUUAACAUAUAAUUAGUGAACCCUCUUGUAUAUAAAAUAACAAUAUAAGUUUAACAAUAUUAAACUUUACUUAAUACCUAUGUAUGGCACCAAACACUUGAGGCCUUAAUCAAAAAGUUUCAGAGUUUAACUCGUUACAAACAUUAAAAUUCACAUUACAUACUAAAAUAUUGCACAAUACAUUUCACACAUUUGUUCGUCAAAUAUAUAUACAGUUUAAUCUGGAUAAGAGAGAAUCAUUAUACGACCUUGACGGAAGAAACUAAGGUCAGUGAGAUACUAGGCAAAAAAAAA
Papilio xuthus (Asian swallowtail) is the source of this 2827-nucleotide messenger RNA. Its product is annotated as beta-1,3-galactosyltransferase. The coding region runs from base 137 to 1183 and encodes 348 amino acids. The record is from RefSeq and is a predicted model, not a curated record. Gene Ontology annotation, cellular component: Golgi membrane. Gene Ontology annotation, biological process: protein O-linked glycosylation. Gene Ontology annotation, molecular function: UDP-glycosyltransferase activity; hexosyltransferase activity. The transcript has 2 exons. Lineage: Eukaryota; Metazoa; Arthropoda; Insecta; Lepidoptera; Papilionidae.